AUGUCGGCACUUCAACAGCAAAUGUUGGGAGAGCAUCUGAUCCGUGCUGCUCAGGUUAUGGAGGAGCAAAUCGAUCAGGAAAUGAAUAAGUGAGUUGGGUUUUUCCAAAGUUUGAAAAGAUAACCGAAAAAAGACAAAAAGACAAAAAGAUGGGCCGAACCGGGGAUUGAACCCGGGACCUCUCGCACCCAAAGCGAGAAUCAUACCACUAGACCAUUCGGCCACGUUUGAAAAUAGAUAAAAUUCAAAAGAAGAGAUUUUCCAUAUCUUCCAACAAGAGAUUUUCUAGAUCUCUUCGAAUUAGGAAAAUUGGGUUGAAAAACCGGUUUUCCGUGUAGGGAUAUUCUAUAUCUUUUGAAGUAAAACGGAUAUUAAACGUGGCCGAAUGGUCUAGUGGUAUGAUUCUCGCUUUGGGUGCGAGAGGUCCCGGGUUCAAUCCCCGGUUCGGCCCAUCUUUUUGCUAGGCAUGAAAUAAAACAUAAUUUUUGUCAGGCUCGAAAAUUUGGAAGAAGAUGAUCUUGAAGCAAUCCGCAGAAAACGAAUGGACCAAAUUAAAAAGGCUCAAAAAAGUAAACAAGAUAUGAUUUCAAAUGGCCACGGAAAAUACGAAGAAGUCGCCGAUGAAAAAGAGUUCUUCGAAGCCACCAAAAAAAGCGACAAAGUUGUCUGCCUCUUCUAUCUACCAGGAAAUUUCCGAUGCAAAAUCGUUGACAAACAUUUCGAGAUUCUCGCCCGAAAAUAUGUUGGAACUAGAUUCAUUCAUGUGAAUGCGGAAAAAGUGCAUUUUUUGACAACCAGAUUGAAUAUUCGAGUCAUUCCAACUAUUGCAAUCAUCGUGGUAAGCGAAAACUUUGUGAGAAAAUUUUAAUUUUAAAUUGUUAUUUUUUGUAGAAACAAAAAACUGUUGAUUAUAUUCGAGGAUUCGAUGAAUUGGGAGGAAAAGACGAGUUCACCACAGAGGUUUGUUUAUUAUUUUUUGUAAAUAAAUGAUGAUAUAAAAUAAUUUAUCGAUUUUCUAUUCUAGACUAUGGAGAAUCGUUUGGCUAAAAGUGAAGUGAUCACAAUUGAAAAACGUCAACCAGUUCAGCAAAAGAAAAAAAUCAUUCGUUGUGGAGUUGACGAAUAUGAUAAUGAAGAAGAUUGGUGA
This is a messenger RNA of Caenorhabditis angaria, 1147 nucleotides long. Lineage: Eukaryota; Metazoa; Nematoda; Chromadorea; Rhabditida; Rhabditidae. The record is from the annotation of a GenBank genome assembly.